Molecule: messenger RNA, 2537 nt
Organism: Melitaea cinxia (Glanville fritillary)
Lineage: Eukaryota; Metazoa; Arthropoda; Insecta; Lepidoptera; Nymphalidae
Product: solute carrier family 22 member 3-like
Exons: 7
Coding region: 1-1293 (430 amino acids)
Biological process (GO): transmembrane transport
Cellular component (GO): membrane
Molecular function (GO): transmembrane transporter activity
Source: RefSeq, a predicted model, not a curated record
AUGGAGCGUACCAGCAUCAAGACGUUGACUAUAAGGAUAGCUGAUUCGCAAUUCCAACUCGCCUGUCAUGAAUGGAAGAGGACUUUGGUCGGUACGGUGCACAGCUUCGGGUACAUGUGCGGACUUCUUAUAGUCGGGCCGAUGUCUGACAGAGUCGGGAGGAAAACUGCAGUUGUUAUUACGGGUAUCUUGGGUGGAUUCUUCGGGCUUUUGAGAAGUUUCUCGCCGUGGUACUGGUUCUACAUCGCCAUGGAGUUCUUAGAAGGUGCAAUUGGAGACAGUUGUUCACCAAUGUAUGUCCUAGUUAUUGAAAUAGUAUCAACCAAAAGAAGACUAAUAUUUUAUAUGAUGUGCGGUUUUGGAUACUGUUUUGGAGGCAUAACAUUAGCCUUCGUCGCGUGGAUAACGCCGAACUGGAGAUGGUUCUUAAGGGCGAUAUAUAUACCAGGAUUUUUAUUCUUUGUCUACAAAUUUCUACUCGACGAGAGUCCAAGAUGGCUUCUUAUAAAGGGAAGAAAGAACGAAGCUGUGGCCGUUCUAGAAAAGGCUGCGAAGAAGAAUAAGCUGACGAUAGAUGCAAAUAGUUUCAAUCAGUUAUCCUGUGACGUCAGUCCAAAUGUUCCUUUUAAUGAAUUGUUGAAGGACACGUUUAAAUCUAGUCAAUUGAGGAUGAGAUUUUUUGUUUGUUUAGUUUGGUGGACAGCAUCCACCUUCAUUAUCUAUGGAAUGAUAAUAAACUCUGUAACUUUACAAGGGAAUAAAUAUGUUAAUUAUGGCCUAUCAUCGCUCGUAGAAAUUCCCGCAUCUCUUAUUGUUACUUACAUUCUGACUCAUUUUAAAAGAAAACUACCGUUGAUGUUGUCAUUCUUUACUGGAGCUGUUCUGUGUAUAGCGCAACCAUUUAUACCGUUAGGUUUACCAUGGCUAUCGAUCACAUUCUACAUGGUGGGAAGGAUGAUGAGUUCGUUCUUUUUCGCCAUAACCUACAUGUACACGUCUGAGCUGUUCCCGACGUACACACGGAAUUCCAUGCACGCUUUGUGCUCCUCAGUCGGCCGCGUGGGCGCCAUCGUCGCACCGCAGACUCCGCUCCUGAACGUGUAUUGGUCUGGACUACCGUCCCUGGUCUUCGGUCUCGUGGCUGUAUUCGCCGGUCUCACCACUUUCCUAGUUCCCGACGUAUCAGAUGAUCUGCUACCAGACACCGUACUACAGGCUGAAUCUCUGGGGAAAUCAAAGAUCCCUCCAAAAGACGCGGAGACCCAUAUCGAAAGAGAUACCUCUAAACUAUGAAUAAAUUAUUAAAAAGGCAUAAAAUAUGGUAUUAAAAUUUGAGUCAUGAUUUUUAUCUCUUAUAAUUUGAAGAAAUUUUGUGAGACUACAUUUCAAUUUUGUUUUGAAUAUUUGUGUAGUUUUACAGAACUGCAGUUGAUAGAAAAAUGAAGAUGCCCCAUUCACAAGAAAACAGCUUAACAAAAAAAGUCUUACUAUCCCAAAAUAAAUUGACAGCUAAGUUUGCCCAAUAGCUAUAAAAGUAAAUACAAAAUUGAAGAAAACUUGUAUACUUUUGAAGAAUUUGCAAUACAUCGAUAUCUGAGAAGCGAACUAGAAGAAGAGGCAAUCCUCAGUACUGACAGUUUUCCUUAAUUGGCGAUUCCUUGAGUCAGCAUUAAGAUAAUAACAGGAUAUCACAAUAUUUUAAAGAAUCGUACAUUUAAUUUCUUUUUAAUUUUUUACUCCCAUUUUAUGUAAUUUGAUUCUCUAAGGAUUCACAUAAAUAAUUAGAAACUUGAGAUCUAAAGAAUUUAAAAUAAAAUCAAAAGCUCCCGUGAUUUCAAAUGAUCCUUUAUUUUACGGUCUUCUUUUAACUUUUUGUUUAUAUUAAAAUAUAAAACAUUCAAAAGAGAUUAAUACUUUAUUAUAAUAACGAAUUUAAUGAUUAUAUACUGUUUCGUAUUAACCUUUGCAAAAAUGAUUUAACUCUUUCUCCUUUUUUAUACCUCGUUCUUUCAAAAAAAAAAAAAAAAAAAGGAAAUUGUGGAAAAACAAGCGUACCGGUAAGAUGUCUCGAACACCAGAAGCAUCCCAAGCGUGUUGCUGACCUUACCCCCAAUCCUCCCAGUAGCUCUGAUCGCCUUACCACAGGAAUAUAACACUGUUUGGAAGCAGUAUCAUUUAGCUGUGAUCUUCUGUAAGUUGAGGUAUUUCCCCAGAUGGGCUUCUCCAGAUUUUGAGCAGAAUAUUUCCUGCUGGCCCAACCUAGACGGUUUUAGUUGCUAAAUUUCGACUUAAUUGGUAACCUUUAAAUUAGUUAGUUUUAAUAAUGGGACAUAUUUCUUUAAUUUAUUCAUAGACAUCUUUGUUGUUCACAAACAUUGAUUGACAAGAAGAUAAUGUGACAGAUAAAAGAACAAAUGUGCAAAAGGCAGCUUCAUCAGUAAAACGGCGGUCUUUAUAUUAUGAUCUUAAUAAGGAGCUAUCACGAAUAACAGCUAUUGUAAUACAUAAUUUAAUAUAUAUAUACUACCUAUAUACAA